Molecule: messenger RNA, 1125 nt
Organism: Echinops telfairi (small Madagascar hedgehog)
Lineage: Eukaryota; Metazoa; Chordata; Mammalia; Afrosoricida; Tenrecidae
Gene: CABP1
Product: calcium binding protein 1
Exons: 6
Coding region: 60-698 (212 amino acids)
Molecular function (GO): calcium ion binding
Source: RefSeq, a predicted model, not a curated record
CACCUGGGUGGGGAGGUGACAGCUCCCUCUCUUUUGUGUUUGCUUGGUGCUGGCGGAAGAUGCGUCAGGAGGAGAGGACCAGCUACACAGUGGUGCAAACGAGCGAGGAGGGACUGGCCGCUGACGGCGAGCCCCCGGGGCCACUCCUGAUGCUGGCCCAGAACUGUGCCGUCAUGCAGAACCUGCUGGGCCCUGCCUGCAUUUUCCUGCGCAAGGGCUUCGCCGAGACUAGGCAGCCUGACAGAUCACUGCGGCCAGAGGAGAUCGAAGAGCUCCGAGAGGCCUUCCGAGAGUUUGACAAGGACAAGGACGGCUACAUCAACUGCCGGGACCUGGGGAACUGCAUGCGCACCAUGGGCUACAUGCCCACGGAGAUGGAGCUCAUCGAGCUGUCCCAGCAGAUCAACAUGAACCUGGGUGGCCACGUGGAUUUUGAUGACUUUGUGGAGCUAAUGGGACCGAAGCUCCUGGCAGAGACCGCAGAUAUGAUCGGAGUAAAAGAACUGCGAGAUGCUUUCCGAGAGUUCGACACCAAUGGGGAUGGGGAGAUAAGCACGAGUGAGUUGCGAGAAGCCAUGAGGAAGCUCCUGGGCCAUCAGGUGGGACACCGAGACAUAGAGGAAAUCAUCCGCGACGUGGACCUCAAUGGGGAUGGACGAGUGGACUUUGAAGAGUUUGUCAAGAUGAUGUCCCGCUGAGGUGGCAAGGGCGCCUCCAGGACUGCCAAGGCCCCCACCGUGGUGGUGGGGAGAAGAGGAACCGCAGCCACCGAGAGCCCAGGAUGGACCGGCAGACAGAUGGACAGAGGGGACUGCCUGCACGCUGCCGGGGCGGUGCCCACCCCGGACCCCACCCCUCCGCACUGUGAAAGACUCACAGCUCCUGCAACUGGAAAGGGGGCGCCCGCCAACGAAGAGGCCACAGUGCCAAGCUGGCCGAGGAGGUCACGCCAGGCGCCAAGUGCCAUGUGCCCAGCCGCCGCCGGCUGGGUGGGCCAGCGAGCCCGCCAGCAGAACCCGCACAGCAUGUCCGCCCCGGCAAAGCCUCUCGCCGCCCUCCUUAGCCCAGUGCCUGUCCCAGCUCGUCUCAGCCCUGUUCCUUCAGAACCAAUAAAAAAAUCUUUCC